GCGCAUGCGCAGGGCGUCUCCACUGGCUCGCUCGGUGCUGAAGUUGGGCGGAUGGACGGAAAACACCGCUGAUGGAGAUAAAACGGCAGCAUGCAAUCUCAACGCGUGAUACCCCCGAUAUCCGCAUAAACACGUGUAACGACACCCCUUUAGAAGACUGACAUCUAGAACAAAAGGGAUGUCUUAUCCUGGAUCAUUUAGCCCUUGACUCAAGGAAAGGGUGUGCCUGCAAAUACCAGGUGUUUGAAACCUACCUCCACCCACCUCCUGCGUUCUCCAUCAGGCAUGAUAAGAGAAGACACAAGAGGCCACAAUUUGUUUUCCAGCACUCUGCCCGUCUCAACGUUUGACAUUACCGUCAUGAUUUUCUUACCUGAUCUUCGGAUGGAUCGCUGCUAAUUUGCAUGCCUCAGAGUGUGAGUGGAGUUGAAAUGAGGAAAAGGCAGCAGGGACGUAUUGAAGGACCCCCACAGGCGCCUGGUCACCCGAGGCCCAACACCUGCUGUCUGUGUUGGUGUGGAUGCUGCAAAUGCCUCUGGAAUGAAGACAGAAGGGAACGUUCAGAGAGGCAAACAUGUACAAAGAUGGAUAGCAUAGAAGCAACAGAGGAACAGCGUCCCACACUGGAUGAGGUGAUUGCCUGGUCACGGAGCUUUGAGAUGAUGAUGCGCUCUCCAGAGGGAAGGGAUGUUUUCCGGGAGUUCUUGCGGUCUGAGUACAGUGAAGAAAACCUGAUGUUCUGGAUCUCCUGUGAGGAACUGAAGAAAGAAACUAACCCAUCAGCUAUCGAAGAAAAAGCCAGGAUCAUUUAUGAAGACUACGUCUCCAUUCUUUCGCCAAAAGAGGUCAGCUUGGAUUCACGGGUGAGGGAAGGCAUCAACCAAAGCCUGGCAGAACCCAGCAGUACGAUGUAUGAGGAGGCCCAGCUACAGAUCUACACCCUCAUGCACAGAGACUCCUUCCCCCGAUUUCUCAACUCAUCUGUUUACAGGGAUCUCCUUAACAGCAAGAGGGCCUGCUUAGACACCUAGGUUUCAGAAAGAACAUUUGAGACAAAAAAGCCCCAAGGUGCCACUUUCAAAAGGUGUGAUGUUUCUUAUUUCAAGAGUGAGUAGUUAAGCAAUUCUGAGCAUCCACUAGUGACCCUGAAGUUGAGUUCUGUUUAAGUGCCAAUACGAGCUGCUCAGGCAACUGUGACACAGAAAAACAUGUAGGAAAACCGACAGAUCCAUACUUCCUACUCUCAACUUACUUGUCUUUUUCAUUCACCUGUUUUGUCUCUUUUAAAUCUUUUCUCUCUUCCUGUUUACUCUCUCUCUCUUUCUCUCAUGUUCUUUCUACCUGAUCCUUUUCAUCUUUUAUGCCUCACAUGUCUGAGGACAGCUGAAUAAUGUUAUUAUUUUUUUUUAAGAAAAUCAAAAAACAAACGGAUAAGCGGUAGAUGUUAAGCUAGAAAACCUUUGCAUGAUACAAGGUUAUGGAAUUUACUCCAGUUUGACAUUUAAGCCCCGGACUACAAUGUUUUUUGAAUUAAAAAAAAAGUUUUUUAUGCUGUCAUGGGGAGAGAACAUUGUAAAGCUCUCGUAAGCGAAGGGAAAAUUAGCUGUGCCAAUUGUUUUGUAAAUGAGAAGCUGGGAAGCGUAAUCGCCGUCUUGCCGUCCAAACUUUUUCUUUGCGAGUCGACAGUUCUUUAACUGGGAAACAUAAGGGCUAGCUAGUGUUGUGAUUGGGCAGCUAAAUGAAUCAUGAAGAUUUCUUUCUCUCUGCAAAAAUCACAAUGCCUCGACACUGAGUAAGGGCACAAAAAAGCUGCUGAUGCUGGUGACGACACCGUUUUUUUGUGUGAGUCCUCCUAGCCCCUCCCAGUCCGUUACUUACAGAGAGAAGCACAGGUACUGUAUGUCAUGGGCUGUAAGCUUCGCUGGAUUGACUGAGAAUUGCUUGAAAAUCACUCACCAACGUUCUGGAGGUUCUUAAAAGAGCUUCGAAUUGUCUUACACAUUAAAGAAAUGUAUUUUAUUAAACAAAAGUAUAGUGAACACUAUGCCUUGUUUUUGAGAGUUACACUAGGUCUAUUUAAAAUAACUGUGCUCGCCGAGACCCGCUCGAUGAGGUGGUGCGACGGAGUCGGAUCCAUCAGGGAAAUUGUUCUCUGCCUCCGAGUCCAAAUGUUCGUUUUUGCUAAUUGAAACGUGGAGCAGUCUCGGCCAUUUUCACAGCUCGGAAAACUGCAGGUUAUCGAAAAGCGAAAACAAGUCAGUCCUUUUGUAAUACUUUUUUCCAGCAUGCGUUUCUUCUGUUGUGUCAUGUACACAUUGCAAUACUCAACCCAGAUAUGAUGUGAACCUCUGUGGGAAGCAUCAUGUUGAAGAUGAUACUAUAAAGAUGACUUUUUUUUAGAGGUUUAGACGUGUGUCCCUCAAGAAUGACAGCUUUUCAGCUCUGUGUUGUUGGAUUCAAACUUGAAUGUUGCUGUUCAAUUUUCUAGACAUUUGUGUGCUAUUGCAAUCGCAGCAGCCAGUGCAUGAGAACACGAUAUUUAAAAUACUGGUGUGUUAAACCACUCUCUCACCUUUUAGCGGAGUAAUUCAAGAGUGAAUUGCAUUUAAACCGACAUUUUUUUGGUCACCAUACCCAACCUCAAAGUGUCACUUUCCCUGAACUCUUGUGCCAAUGAAUGAACGAACGUUUGUUAAGUAAAUCAUGAUCAAGUGUGUUGUUGUUGGGUUUUCUUAUUGGUGCUCUGAGAGUUAAGUGCCAUUCACUCUGCAGGUUUACCACAUUAAAAUGAAGACCUUUGUCACUUUA
Messenger RNA from Ctenopharyngodon idella (grass carp), 2808 nucleotides. It is a transcript of the gene rgs17, whose product is annotated as regulator of G protein signaling 17. NCBI's taxonomy places the organism in Eukaryota, Metazoa, Chordata, Actinopteri, Cypriniformes, Xenocyprididae. Bases 405 to 1031 code for a protein of 208 amino acids. The transcript has 6 exons. The record is from RefSeq and is a predicted model, not a curated record.